AUGGCUUUGUUCCGCAAGUUCUUUUAUAAGAAACCCCCUGAUGGCCUUCUUGAAAUCACUGAAAGGGUUUAUGUGUUUGAUUACUGUUUUACGACGGAAGUUAUGGACGAAAGCGAGUACAAAGGGUAUAUAGGAGGAAUAAUUAGGCAAAUUGGCGAGCAUUUCCCCGACGCUUCUUUUAUGGUGUUCAACAUGAGGGAAGGAGAGCACCAAAGUCAUAUAUCGAACAUUUUAUGCGACUAUGACAUGACUGUGAUGGACUAUCCUAGACAGUAUGAAGGUUGCCCGUUACUUACAAUGGAAAUGAUUCAUCAUUUCUUGAGAUCGGGUGAAAAUUGGCUUCAACUUGGGCAACAAAAUAUUGUAUUGAUGCAUUGCGAACGAGGGGAACAGAAAACGUUGGAUAUGAUAUAUAAGCAAGCGCCUCGGGAACUUUUGCAGUUGAUGUCACCGUUGAAUCCCUUACCUUCACAAUUGAGGUAUCUUCAAUACAUAUCAAGGAGAAAUGUUGGUUCCGAAUGGCCUCCUUUGGACAGGGCGCUUACGUUGGAUUGUGUAAUUAUAAGACAAAUUCCUAAUAUGGAUGGAGACGGUGGUUGCCGUCCUAUUUUUAGGAUAUACGGACAGGACCCUUUUAUUCCCGCGGAUCGGACUCCCAAAGUUCUCUUCUCUACUCCAAAAAAGAGCAAACUUGUUCGGUACUUUAAACAGGCUGAUUGUGAACUUGUGAAGAUUGACAUACAUUGUCAUGUUCAAGGCGAUGUUGUACUUGAGUGUAUUAGUUUGGAAAGUGAUUUGGAACGUGAACAAAUGAUGUUCCGUGUGAUGUUUAAUACAGCAUUCAUAAGAUCAAAUAUUUUGAUGCUCAACCGCGAUGAAAUCGACAUGUUAUGGAAUGCUAAAGAUCACUUCCCAAAAAAUUUCAGAGUAGAGGUUCUUUUCUCAGAUAUGGAUACUUCUUCGUCUUCUGUUAUUUCAGUCGAUCUUCCUCCUCCUCGUCUGGAGGAGAAAGAAGGUCUACCUGUUGAAGCAUUUGAUAAAGUUAAGGAAAUUUUUAGCCAUGUUGAUUGGCUUGAUCCGAAGACAGAUGUAGCAAAUAUGCUCCAACAGAUCACGUCAUCGAAUAUCCUUCUUGAAAGAUUGGACAGUGGAGCUUCUUCUGGUUCACCAAACACCGUGCUAAACGAGUCAUUUUCCGGAAGAUUAAAAUUUGAUUCCAAGACACAAAACGAAACGAGCAGUCUGAAAUCUUCUGAUCACGAGGAACUUCCGGAGUCUCCAUUGCAGUCAUCUGAAGAUGCUACCGAGGAAAAAAUGCUUGAACCGAAAUUGUCAUCAGAAGAGAAAAUCAAGAGUCCUGCGAGUUUAGGUCAAGCGGUCCAGCCUAUUCCUUCAUUUGAUCUGUCAAAAGAUUCAGUUUCUGCUAAAAUCGAGACUGAAUCAUCAGAGUCAAAACAAUCAUUGAAAAAGGAUCUCAAAUUUCCUACUUCUACGGCUCAGGUGGAGCAAUCUAUCCCAUUAAAAGAACCAUCAAUAGAUGCAAAGUCAACGGAGAAAAAGAAUGGGUCGUUGGAAUCUGAGGAAAAGAAUAUUGUCUCAUUAGCAUCAAAGGAGGCGGCGUUGAAAAAGGACGUCAUGUUUCCUGCAUCGGAAUCUUCUACUGUUGCAACCCCGGUGAAAAAUAUUAGACUGCCGGGAUCGGUUGCAACCCCGGUGAAAAAUAUUAGACUGCCGGGAUCGAAAGAAAAGGAGGUUGAAUCAUUAGACUCAGAGGCUCGGUUGAAAAAUGAUAGCAGACCUAAAGUUGAACCAAAGACUCAGCCAAAAGUUUCAGUACCGUCGUUUGAAUCAUUUGGUGAUGCUACCUUGGAAAAGAAGAAAGAACACUUAGAUAUAAUUGAUCAGGGGAAACAACAUAUUCCCUCAAUUGGACUCCCAAAAGAUUCAGAUCUUACUGAAUUGAAGAUUGAAUCGUUAAAAUCAAAGGCACCGGUGGAAAAUGAUACCAAGUUUCCUAUGUCUACGGCUCAAGGGAAACAAUCUAUUCCAUUAGUUGAGCCAUCUGCGAAAGCGAAUUCAUUGGAACAGACGAUGGAGAAAUUGAAGUCAAAGAAAAAUGAUACUGAAUCACUAGAAUCAAAUGCUACCAAGUUUCCUAUGCCUACGGCUCAAGGGAAACAAUCUAUUCCGUUAGAUGAACCAUCUGCCGAAGCGGAUUCAGUGGAACAGACAAUGGAGAAAUUAAAGUCGAAGAAAAGGGAUACCGAAUCAUUAGAAUUGAAAGAUACCAAGUUUCCUAUGUCUACAGCUCAAGGGAAACAAUUUAUUCCGUUAGUUGAACCAUCCGCGAAAGCGAAUUCAAUGGAACAGACGGUGGAGAAAUUAAAGUCAAAGAAAAAGGAUACUGAGUCAUUUGAAUCGAAUGAUACCAAGUUUCCUACGUCUACGGCUCAAGGGAAACAAUCUACUCCCUUGAUUGCACCAUCCACGGAAGCAGAUUCAACGGAACAGACGAUGGAGAAAUUGAAGUCAAAGAAAAAGGAUACUGAAUCAUUAGAAUCAAAGUCAUUGUUGGAAAAUGAUACCAAGUUUCCUAUGUCUGUGGCUCUAGGGAGGCAAUCUAUUCCCUCAAUUGAACCAUCCACGGAAUCAGAUUCAACGAAACAGACGGUGGAGAAGUUAAAGUCAAAGAAAAAGGAUACUGAAUCAUUAGAAUCAAAGUCAUUUUUGCAAAAUGAUACCAAGGGGGAACAAUCAAUUCUUGUAAUUAAAAAGUCGAUGGAUUCAAGUUCAACGAAAACAAUGAUUGAAAAAUCAGAAACCCCAGCGUUGUCAGAAAAUGAUAUCAAGAGUCAUAUAUCGAUGGUUCAUAAGAAACAAACUAGUCCCUUAGUUGAACCCGGCGUUGAUGCAAAAUCAAUUAAAAAGAAGAUUGAUCCUCAAGAAUUGCAGGUUUCUCUUCAGCUACCUACACAAUCUAAAAUAAUUUCUCCAAGGAUGCAUCAAGCUAUUCGACCAGCUUCAGCUUCAGCUUCUUAUUCUUCUAGCUCACUGCUAGGUUCACCUGUAGCUAUCUCAAGGUAUCACAGUGCACCAUCGGCUCUCGGAAUAACAAGCGUGUUGCAAGAUCAUACACCGAUGGAUAGCAAAGAAGAACUCACUCAUGCAGCGACGAUAUCUCCUCCUUCAGAUUCAAAGGCGCCAAAAUCUGUAGAGUCUUGUUCUACAUGCAUUCCUGCAGCAUCAACAUCCCCGGCAUUGCUUCCAUCUUCGCUGUUAAAGUCUUCAGUGGGUCCUCCUUCUGCUGUCGAGAAGACUAUUAAGCCACUCGUCCCUAUUCCUCCUCCACCUCCGCCGCCACCUCCUCAACAAGAACUUACUUCAAAUUUGACGCAAUCUACAAUUACUGUCACACAAUACAGUGAAAAUUCAAUGCACGAUAAAAACCGGAUACCAUUGGCUCCUCCUCCUCCUCCUCCUUCUCCCCCUUCUUCGUCCCUCGCUGAAACAUCUCUUUCCACUGUCAAAGAUUCAUCGAAAGGUCCUCCUCCCCCACCUCCACCACCAUUUCUAUCUUCAACUGCACAAACUUCAUCGUCGUCAAUACCUCCUCCUCCCGUUCCUCCUCCACAAAGUACAAACACGUCCAUUUCUAUGUCUGGCCCUCCUCCUCCACCUCCACCUCCAAGACAAUCUGGCACGACACCAUUAGCGCCACCACCACCUCCUCCUCCUAUUUCUGCAUCCCAAAAUUCUCAGUCUAGAAGCCCUCCAAAUGUUCCCCCUCCACCUCCUUCUGCCAAUGGGUUAUCAAAACCUGGCAGUGCCUCACCACAGUCUCAUGCAGUUCCGAGACCACCCGGAAAUGCACCUCCGGCUCCCGGACCUCCUGGAAGCGUGCCUCCAAUUCCCGGACCACCUUCUGGCGCAUUUGGUGCAAAGGGACGUGGAAUGUUGCGAGCUAAUUCGAAAACUCAGACUAAAAGAAGCAACCUGAAACCUUACCAUUGGUUAAAGUUAACAAGGGCCAUGCACGGUAGCUUGUGGGCCGAGACUCAGAAACUCGAUGAAGCUAGUAGGGCUCCAGAGUUCGACAUGACAGAGCUUGAGAGUCUUUUUUCAGCUGCCACUCCGAGUUCUAAUAAUGAUAAAGGAGGAAAAUCAAAUCGUCGUUCAGGGCAAAAACCCGACAAAGUUCAAAUAAUUGAACUCAGACGGGCGUAUAACUGUGAAAUUAUGCUUACAAAAGUCAAAAUUCCAUUGCCUGAUUUAAUGAGUAAUGUUCUCGCAUUGGACGAUUCCGUGUUAUAUGUUGAUCAGGUUGAGAACCUUAUAAAGUUCUGUCCGACUAAAGAAGAGAUGGACCAGCUCAAGGCCUACACAGGAGAUACGGAAAACUUGGGGAAGUGCGAACAGUUCUUUUUAGAACUAAUGAAAGUUCCAAGAGUGGAAAGCAAGCUAAGAGUUUUCUGUUUUAAGAUGCAAUUCUGCUCCCAGGUUUCAGACCUCAAAAGGGACUUGAAUAUUGUAAAUUCUGCAUCCGAACAGAUAAGAAAUUCCAUCAAAUUGAAAAGAAUCAUGCAGACCAUUCUUUCUCUUGGUAAUGCUUUGAACCAUGGAACCGCAAGAGGUGCUGCGGUUGGGUUUCGGUUAGAUAGUCUUCUUAAACUCACUGAUACACGAGCCCGAAACAACAAAAUGACCCUCAUGCAUUAUCUUUGUAAGGUGCUUGCUGAAAAGCUUCCGGAACUUUUAGAUUUCCCUAAAGACCUAGUCAGUUUGGAGGCUUCAACCAAGCUACAAUUGAAAUAUUUGGCAGAAGAAAUGCAAGCUAUUAGUAAAGGACUGGAGAAAGUAAUUCAAGAACUGUCUGCAUCAGAAAACGACGGGCCCGUGUCAGAAUACUUCUGCCAGAUUCUGAAAGAAUUUCUUAGUCACGCGGAAGCUGAAGUGAGGUCUUUGGCUCAGCUUUAUGCGAAUGUGGGUAGAAAUGCAGAUGCAUUGGCGCUAUACUUCGGAGAAGAUCCGGCACGUUGCCCGUUCGAACAAGUUGUAUCUACACUGUUGAACUUUGUGAGGAUGUUCAUCCGAGCACACGACGAAAAUUGCAAGCAGGUUGAAUAUGAAAAGAAGAAAGCAGAUAAGGAAGCUGCAGAAAAUGAAAAAUUGAAGGUAGCUGCGAGAAACGAGUCUAAACCUAUGAUGAGGACCACCAUCAAGAGCGGUGAUGUUAAAUAA
Vicia faba (fava bean) is the source of this 5238-nucleotide messenger RNA. Lineage: Eukaryota; Viridiplantae; Streptophyta; Magnoliopsida; Fabales; Fabaceae. The record is from the annotation of a GenBank genome assembly.